This is a messenger RNA of Psilocybe cubensis, 1452 nucleotides long. RefSeq lists its product as uncharacterized. Gene Ontology annotation, molecular function: aldehyde dehydrogenase (NAD+) activity. The coding region runs from base 1 to 1452 and encodes 483 amino acids. The transcript is spliced from 10 exons. The record is from RefSeq and is a predicted model, not a curated record. Gene Ontology annotation, biological process: aldehyde metabolic process. NCBI's taxonomy places the organism in Eukaryota, Fungi, Basidiomycota, Agaricomycetes, Agaricales, Agrocybaceae. Gene Ontology annotation, cellular component: cytoplasm.
AUGGCCGACUACACUCCCAUUCCAGAGAUUUUAAACAUCCAUAACGAGCUUCGAAAGACAUUUCGUUCAGGGAAAACCAAGCCUCUCGAAUGGCGUCGUCACCAGUUGCGACAACUGGCUCGAUUUGCGAAAGAGAAUGCGGAUGCGCUUGCCGAAUGUCUUCGCUUAGAUUUGGGACGACCGAAACAAGAGGCCAUCAUGGCAGAAGUGGCGCCUAUUGUCAAUCGGCCUCUAGCUGCUGCAGAGAAAUUGGAGGAGUGGAUGGGUCCAGAAGCUGUCACACUGACUGCACCAUGGAAUAAAACUUUCAAGACGAGAGUCGAGAGGCCGCCCAAGGGCGUUGUGUUAAUCAUCUCGCCCUGGAAUUACCCUAUUGUUUUGACCCUCCAGCCAUUGUAUGGUGCCAUCGCAGCGGGGUGCUGUGCCGCUCUCAAGACAUCAGAGUUCACCCCGCACUGGUCUGCGUUUGUUGCCCAGAACCUAUCCAAAUACAUCGAUCCAUCGGCGUACCGUGUCAUAUUGGGUGCUGUCCCCGAGAUUACCAAAGCCCUUGAGUUGAAAUGGGAUCACAUCUUCUAUACCGGAAACGGGCGUGUGGCUCGAAUUAUCGCUGCCGCUGCUGCCAAACACCUAACACCGCUGACACUCGAAUUGGGAGGGAAGUCGCCUGUUAUUGUAGAUUCGACGGCGGAUAUCUCAAUCUCUGCGAAGCGUAUCCUAUGGGGAAAGAUCAAUAACUCAGGCCAGAUCUGCGUCGCGCCCGACUACGUUCUCGCAGAGAAGGCGAUCGUGCCGCAGCUCAUUGAAGCGUUUAAACAGCAUUAUCGUGCAUUCUACCCAGAUGGCGCGCUUAAUUCAAACUCCUUCAGCAGAAUCGUAUCCGAUGCUCAUUUUGAACGGCUGAAGGGCCUUCUGAAGAGAACGAACGGCAAAAUCGUCUUCGGCGGGAAGUGGGAGGAAGGGGAAGGGAAGCGUGGGUUUGAACCCACCCUUGUAGUUGAUGUUAAGGAAGGGGAUGCACUGCUUGAGGAAGAGUUAUUUGGUCCCAUCUUACCUUUAGUCGCAGUUGAAAACCUUGACGAGGCGAUUGAAUUUUUGGGUGAUCGCGAUCACCCACUUACUCUAUACCUGUUUUCCAAUGACGAAGAGGCGAAGAAGAAAGUCCUCGCCAACACCACUAGCGGAAAUUUCUGGAUCAAUGACACAUUCCAGCAAGUAGGAAUUGAUGAUUUACCCUUUGGCGGGGUCGGGGAAUCCGGAUAUGGGCGCCAAAUCAUGCGUUACAGCUUCGAAAACUUUAUUUACGAGAGAGGGGUUGUAGAUGUUCCAUUUGAGGAUGAGCCAUCUUUCGCUGCCCGUUACCCACCGUAUACCGACGAAUCUCUUGCUAUCUUCUCAAGUGCUCUGCAGGCCGAAAUCCCAGCUUCUAAGGUUCCAAAUGGUCGUUUAUAA